Messenger RNA from Oreochromis aureus, 2452 nucleotides. It is a transcript of the gene ddx27, whose product is annotated as DEAD (Asp-Glu-Ala-Asp) box polypeptide 27. The coding region runs from base 98 to 2374 and encodes 758 amino acids. Lineage: Eukaryota; Metazoa; Chordata; Actinopteri; Cichliformes; Cichlidae. The record is from RefSeq and is a predicted model, not a curated record. Gene Ontology annotation, molecular function: ATP binding; nucleic acid binding; RNA helicase activity. The transcript has 21 exons.
AACAUACGAUUGCAUUUCCUGUUUUCAUCAACACACACGUGUGUGACUGUGUGGACAACGUCUUCAGAACCCGUUCAGACCCGGACAUCGGACCACCAUGUUGGAGCAGCUCGGUCUGAUCGGGACGAUCCGGGACGAGGAUUCGAGUCCCGACGAGGCGGAGACCGAAUCCGAGCAAGAGGAGGAGCCGAUCGUGCUGAAGAAGAAGAAGAAGAGUCGCGGGUCGAGAGAUUUUAACUGUGACUUUGAGUUUGGAGAGAGAGACGGGCCGAGCCACGACGAUGACUGGGCGAUGGCCGAUGUCAUGAAGCAGCUCAAGAAGAAGAGAACCUUGACAACUCUGGACCAGAAAAUAGAGAAAAUCCGCCGAAAGAGGAAAGCUGAGGAGAAAUCAUCUCAGAGUGACGCUGCUGAAGCUUCAUCAGAAAACCACCAGGAGGAGGAGGAGGAGGAUGUGAAACCUCCAGCUGGAGAGGUAGCUGCUACUGAUGAAGACGAUGAUGAGGACGAAAAUGAGGAGUUUGGAUCGAGCGACGAGGAAAUUUUGACCAAAUCAGACACGCUCAGAGACAAGGAACGACGGGGGAAGAAGAGGAAGGUGGCAGAGGAGGCAGCAGAGUCGUUCUAUGAAGACGCGUCGCAGUACGAUGACCAACUGACUUUCGACGACAUGAAUCUGUCCAGGCCGAUUUUGAAGGCCAUCACUGCUCUGGGCUUUAAGCAGCCCACUCCGAUCCAGAAGGCCUGCGUCCCUGUCGGUCUGCUGGGCAAAGACCUCUGUGCCUGUGCUGCUACUGGGACAGGGAAGACAGCAGCCUUCAUGUUGCCUGUGCUGGAGCGAUUGGUUUAUAAGCCCAGGACAUCCCAGGUGACCCGCGUCUUGGUUCUGGUUCCCACCAGAGAGCUGGGGAUCCAGGUUCACUCUGUUGCCCGUCAACUCGCCCAGUUCACGUCUAUCACCACCUGCCUGGCUGUUGGUGGGUUGGACUUGAAGUCUCAGGAGGCAGCGUUGCGGGCUGGCCCGGACAUCCUAAUAGCGACACCUGGUCGGCUGAUCGAUCACCUUCACAACACGCCGAGCUUUGAGCUGACGCACAUUGAGAUCCUGAUCCUGGACGAGGCCGACAGGAUGCUCGAUGAAUACUUCGAGGAGCAGAUGAAAGAGAUCAUCAGGUUGUGUUCCUACAACAGACAGACCAUGCUGUUCUCUGCGACCAUGACAGAGGAGGUGAAAGACUUGGCAGCGGUGUCAUUGAAGCAGCCAGUCAGGAUCUUUGUUAACAGCAACACUGACGUGGCGCCGUUCCUGCGGCAGGAGUUUGUCCGAAUCCGACCUCACAGAGAAGGAGAUCGUGAGGCCGUGGUGGCUGCUCUGCUGACUCGGACGUUCCAGGAUCACGUCAUGUUGUUCACUCAGACGCGGAAACAGGCCCACAGACUGCAUAUCUUGUUGGGACUAAUGGGAUUGAAGGUUGGAGAACUGCAUGGAGAACUGAGUCAGAACCAACGACUAGAGAACCUCAGGCGUUUCAAAGAUGAACAGAUUGAUAUCUUGGUGGCGACAGAUGUGGCAGCCAGAGGUUUGGACAUCGAUGGAGUCAAAACAGUGAUAAACUUCACCAUGCCUGGCACGGUGAAGCAUUACGUGCACCGCGUGGGGCGGACUGCGAGAGCGGGGCGAUCGGGGCGUUCAGUGUCUCUCGUCGGAGAGUCCGAGAGGAAGAUGCUGAAAGAGGUCGUGAAGUCAGCCAAGAGCACCGUGAAGGCUCGCAUUCUGCCGCCAGAAGUCAUCCUGAAAUUUAGAGACCUGAUCUCCAAACUGGAGAAAGACGUGGAAGCUGUGAUGAAGCUGGAGAGAGAGGAACGAGAGCUGGCUGCGUCUGAGGCCAAGCUGAGUGUGGCUCAGAAGCGUCUCACUGACUCCGCCUCCUCUGAUCAGUCACAGCGGGUUUGGUUUCAGACCCAACAGGAAAGGAAACAGAGCCGCAUGUCAAAGGCCCUGCAGGAGUUCGAUCUUGCCAUUAGAGGGAAGAAGAAGAGAGAGAAGUUCCUGAAGGACGGCAGGAAAAAGGAGCUGACGUCUGAGGAACGUGCUCAGUUUGAGAUUUUGAAGGCCCAGAUGUUUGCUGAGCGAGCAGCCAAAAGAGAGCGCCGACCGAAGAGGGCGAGGGCGAUGCCAGAGGAUGAAGCGCCAACUAAAGCAGCCAAUCAGAAAGCAGGAAAAGGAGGCAAGAAGUCGGUGUUUGACAAAGAGCUGACAAACACCAGCAGUAAGGCCCUGAAGCAGUACCGAGCAGGACCGUCCUUUGCAGACAGGAAGCGUCUGGGUGUGGAUAGGAAGCGACCUGGCACUUCCAGGUUCAGGAGGAAGUGACAGAGCACACAGGAAACGCCUUGUUUUUUUCUAUUUGUUUACUACAGCAGUUUUAAAUAAAGUUUCAAUGUGUAUUAA